Molecule: messenger RNA, 1918 nt
Organism: Astyanax mexicanus (Mexican tetra)
Lineage: Eukaryota; Metazoa; Chordata; Actinopteri; Characiformes; Acestrorhamphidae
Gene: lrrc69
Product: leucine rich repeat containing 69
Exons: 9
Coding region: 196-1230 (344 amino acids)
Molecular function (GO): protein binding
Source: RefSeq, a predicted model, not a curated record
UCUCCAAACCCUUCAAAAAAACAUCAUACACUAAAAAUGAUAAAGUAUAUAAAAUCCCCUGCUGUUAUUACCUCUCAGUGACACUAGAGGUCAGCAGAGUGUCUGUACUGAGGGAGGUCAGUAUACUGGCGGUGUCUAUGGAGACGCAGAUCAGCGGGUCUCAGUUCAGCGCUCUGAUACUGGGUUAAACUUCUAAUGGCGAGCGAUUUAUUAAUCAGGGCUCUGAGAGGAAAUGCUAAAUCUGUUCAUUUAAGCUCCAGACAUUUAAGAAAUCUUCCUAAAGCUGUCGGACAGUUAGCCUGCACUGUUGGACUUCGUUUAAACAACAAUUCUCUCUCCAGCCUGCCUGAACAGCUACAGUCCCUCAGACAAUUAACAGAGCUUAAUUUGGGGAAUAAUGUCUUUGAGGAGAUUCCAGCUGUACUGAAAAAUCUGACCACUCUGAAAAAGCUCUAUUUGUUUGGGAAUGAUAUUUUAAGUCUGAAUCCAGAGGUUUUAGAAGGUCUUCCAAACCUUACAGUUCUUAACUUGAAUCACAACAGGAUCAGAGUCAUUCCUCCAGCUAUAAAGAGACUUUCUAAUUUGGAAAUAUUUAGUGUUACGCACAAUCAGCUUGAAGAGAUUCCUGCUGAACUGGGAUUGCUUACGAAGUUAACAGAGAUUAAUUUGGCCAAUAACAAGCUCACACAAAUUCCACAGCAACUUUAUGAUUUAACACAACUGAGGAAACUCUGUUUGGCGAGGAACAGUCUGAAAGAUUUACCAGAGGGCAUUCUUGGAUGGGAAAAUCUGAAGACUUUAGAUGUUGCUGGAAAUCACCUGUCUAUGUUUCCAGCUGAUUUCCAGUUUCUUGCACUGGAGGAGUUGUUAUUUGAGGGAAACAACUUUGUACAGUUUGAGCUGUUUGAGUCGUUUCGAGUGCAGGAAGUCUUUUCAUUAAAGGAGCUUGCUGCCAGGCUCAUCCUGAAAGAAGGCAUGAAUAAGCUGUCUGUGCUGUCCAGAGCUCUCCCGCUUUACCCUGAUCUGCAGACCAUGCUGUCUCGCUGGGGCAGGUGUGCCUUGUGCUUCCAGCGUUUCCUCACCACCUGGCUGGAGUGCGUGCAGUUCAUCAACCUCCGAAAGGACAUGAGUUUGAAAAGCUCACAGAUUGUUCCAGUGCGGGUCCUGCUGUGCUCAUAUUCCUGCUUCAGCAAGAGUGGUCACUCAUACUAUGGUGUUGCUAAAGUCUAACAAUGUUACUGGGUUGUGUUUGGUAGGUCACAUGGCCUGUGGCGAGCAUGCUCAGUGAGGGAAGCAGCUGACACCAGCGCGGCUCAGGUAGUGGCAUCUGGACGGCGGGUUUUUCUGGAACACGCAGUGCCUGUGGCAUCCUGCCUCCCCCGACCCAACAUCUGUCUCACACAGGGGCAUGAGGAACAUCCUUCAGGAAUGUGUCUAUCAGGACUGAUAAUGUCUCCCUCUCUCUCUCUCUCUCUCUCUCUCUUUUUCUAUCUCUAUCAUUAUCUCUUUCUCUUUUUCUCUGUGUAUAGUAUCUCUUAUUUGCGUUAUCGGAUUUAUCUUAAUCACUCUCUCUCUCUCUUUCUCUCUCUCUCUUUCGUUCUCUCUCCCCAACAAGGCAUUAAUCAUAAGCUUAUUAUAUGAGUGAGUGGUUCUACUGCAGAGUUUUGUCUAAUAAAAAUAUAUUAGACUUUAUGACGCUAGAAAGCACUUAGAGGAUAUGAAAUAAAAUCUUGCUUUUUAAUAUAAUAUAAAGCUAUAUAAUGACAUAGCAUUAACCAGUAGGUCUCUGUUUUUUAUUUCUUACAUUGAAACCUCUUAUUUUUUAUUUCCAUCAUAAGAUUUUGUUAAAUCUGUAAUGAAAUAAUAAUUUUUUUUCUGGUUCUCAAUAUAGUUAUUAAAUAUGUACAUUUUGGGUUUU